AUGUCAAGAGAGAUCAAUGAUGAACACGAAAGAUUGCUGAACAAAGAGAAUUUGUUCGAUUCGAAUUCAUCACGUCUCGAAUGGUGUGAAGCCCGUUGGAAUCGUUGUUUUCAUUUAUUAUUCUGGUGGUGGAUUAACCCUAUUCUGUCAAUUGGUUCGAAACAAUUGUUAACACUCGAUGAUCUCGAUCAUUUACCUUUCUAUGACAAAAGUUCACAUUUAUUAACUCGAUUUCAAUCGUAUAAUUGGAAAAACUUCUCCAUAAUAAAAAUUUUAGUCAAAGAAUUCGGGAGAGAAUAUUUCAUUGCUGGUUUAUUGCAUGUUCCAUCAUUAUUUUUACAAAUAAGUUUACCAUUACUCAUUCGACAGAUCGUUCACGAUGUUUUAAAUCGUGAUCAAUCAUCAUUUCACAUCUAUUUCUAUGCAAUUCUCUUAUUUAUUUGUUCAUUUACCAGUUCAAUAUGUUAUCGUCAAGCUGAUUUUCAUUCUCUUCGUAUUGGAAUGCGAAUACGUCAUGGAUUUAUGUCGUUUAUUUACAAGAAAUCUUUAGAAAUCAAAUCGAUCACUUGGCAACGAAUGAAUCUCGGUUAUAUGAUCAAUUUAAUCGCCAAUGAUACACAAAAAUUAGAAGAUGCAUUUACUUAUGGACAUAAAAUUUGGGAAGGACUUGUAGGAUCAUUGAUUAUUUUUAUUAUUCUUUCGUCAAUUAUGGAACCCAUUCCGAUUUUAAUUGGAUAUUCGGUUAUUGUUCUCAUUGUUUUCAUUCAAUUGAUUAUUGCUUAUGUUUUAGGGAAAUAUCGAAUAAAAACAUCAUUUUAUAGUGAUAAACGUGUGAAUUCAUUGAAUGAAAUGAUUUCUGGAUGUGAUGUAAUUAAAAUGAAUAAUUGGGAAGAAUUAAUGGAGAAACAAAUUAUUGAAUUACGUGAAAAAGAACUUUCGUAUAUUCGAAGAUCUUCGUAUUGUCGUGCUUUGUCAAUUAGUCUAUUUUGCGUUUCUUCAUCACUCUUAGCAUUUGUUACGUUCAGUAGUGCGUGGUUAUUUGAUUAUUCAUUGAAUACUAUUGAUACAUUUAUUGCUUUAGCGUAUUUUUCGUUCAUUCGAGAUACUUUUAUGCAUUAUUUUUCAUUUACUCUCGAGAAAAUCAUCGAAGCAAAGUUCGCAUUCACUCGAAUUUCUUCGUUUUUACGAUUAAUUUAUGAACAAGAUGAUAAAUAUUCUUUCACAACGGUACAAUCAGAGGAGAAAGGGAAGAUUACAAUGAAAAAUGCGAGUUUUUCUUGGAAUUCGAAUAAAAUUUGUUUAUCUUCAUUAAACGUUUCAAUUGCAGCAGGAAGUUUCGUUGGAAUAUUUGGUCAAGUUGGAUCUGGCAAAUCUUCAUUUCUCGCUGCUAUUCUUGCCGAAAUGAAUCUCAUCGAAGGUGAAAUUGACACAAAUCAAAGUUCAUUUUCAUAUGUUUCUCAAUCUCCAUGGAUAUUUGUCGAUACUUUAAGGAACAAUAUUCUUCUAAAUGAAAUCUAUGACGAUCAACGAUACCAAGAGAUUAUUUAUGCAUGUUGUCUUGACGUGGAUUUUCAUUUAUUGGGAACACGUGGAGAUUUAACAAUGAUUGGUGAAAAAGGAAUGAAUCUAAGUGGAGGACAAAAAGCACGAGUAGCUUUAGCGCGUGCUUUGUAUAAAAAAGCGGAUAUUUAUUUAUUUGAUGAUCCAUUAGCUGCUGUUGAUCGAACUGUGGCAAAAUUAAUUUAUGAAAGAUGUUUUGGUUCGAACGGAUUGUUAAAAACAAAAACUCGUUUGUUAGUGACACAUCAACUAGAAUUUCUUCAAGAGACGAAUCAAAUUAUUUAUCUUUUUAAUGGUUUUCAAAAAGAAUUCAACGAAAAUUUUGUAAACGAAGAUCGAAAUACUCAAGAAGAAGAUUCAUUCAUAAAAACAAUGUUAUGUAAAGAAAUUGGUUCUAUUGAUCCUUCUCCAAUCAUCUGUGAUGAAAAACCAACUGAAAUAUAUUCCAAUUGGUCGCUUUGGAAUCGAUUAUUCACUGCACCACCAUGUGGAUUAUCUGGUUUUUGUCUUUUUAUUCUUUUAUUUCUAUUCAGCGAAAUUUUAUUCGAUGGAACAAAUUAUUGGAUUGGACAAACAUUAAGACAAAUCAAUCGAGAAGAGAUUCAUCCAAUUAGUUUCUUUUAUAAAUAUUCCAUUUUAACGAUAAGUCUUCUAGGAACGAAUUUACUUUCGAUAAAUCUUUUUUUUCAUAUAUUUUUAAAUGGAACACAUUGUUUUCAUAAUCGAAUGAUUAAAGGUUUAUUAUGUACAUCAAUGGAAUUCUAUGAAAGUAAUCCAAUUGGAAGAAAUCUCAGUCGCGUGAGUAAAGAUCAACAAAUCAUUGAUGAAUUCUUACCACGUUCAUUCAUCUUUGGUUUAUCAACAUUAUCAACAUUAUUUGGUUCAUUUGUAAUGAUAACUUUGACAAAUCCUUAUAUGAUUAUUUUAUUUCUCAUUUUAAUUCCAAUUUUUAUAUAUUUUGCUCAUUUGUUUCGAAUAACAAAUCGACAAUUAAAACAAUUGGAAAGUUUAACUCGCGCUCCAUUUUACAGUCUUUACUCCUCAUCAUUGAAUGGUCUUAUUCCAAUUCGUGUUUUUCAAGUUGAAGAACAUUUUGUUCGAUUAUUUACACAAUUCUUAGAUGUGAAUAUCAAAACACAAUUAAAUAUCGAAAGUGCAGGUCAAUGGUGUUAUUUACGAUUAGAAUUCUUAGCAAGUUUGAUUUUAUUCGGUACUGCUCUGUUUAUCAUUUAUUUUCAUAAACAAUUUGAAUCAUCGAUGAUUACAUUUACAUUAGUUUAUGCAAUGAUUGCCGCGUAUCGUCCACAACGAAGUAUUCGAAGAUUAGUCGAAACAGAUUUGUUUCAAACGAGUGCAGAACGUAUUGAUGAAUAUGGACAACUUUUGAAUGAAGAAGAUUAUGGAGGAAAACAACAAUUAGUUCAAACGUUGUUCACAUGGCCUGAACAGGGAAAAAUUCAAUUUGAUCGAUUUUCGUUUCGAUAUCGAUCGAGUGUUGAGCCAGUUCUGAAAAAUAUUCAUGUCGAAAUUAAUCCGAGAGAAAAAAUUGGAAUCAUUGGACGAACGGGCGCAGGAAAAUCAUCACUUUUCAAGAGUUUAUUUCGCUUUCCGAAUCGUUCGUAUAUCGAAGGAGAAAUUCGCAUCGAUGAUGUUGAUAUUAGUCGAAUAACACUUGAUCAACUUCGAUCGAAUCUGAGUAUUAUUCCUCAACAAUCAAUUUUAUUCAGCGGAACGUUAAGAUACAAUCUCGAUCCAUUUAAUCAACAUUCGGAUGAAGAAUGUUGGACGGUUUUAGAAGAUGUUCAACUAAAAGAAUUUGUUAAGAAAUAUUCAGCUGGUUUGCAGAUGAUGAUUAAUGAACGAGGAGAAAAUUUAAGUUUUGGACAAUGUCAAUUGAUUUGUAUUGCACGAGCGAUUUUGAGAAAAACGAAGAUUUUAUUGAUUGAUGAAGGAACAGCGAAUGUGGAUUAUGAAACUGAUCAAAUUAUUCAAAAUGUUAUUGCAACGAAGUUUUCCGAUCGAACGGUUUUGAUUAUCGCUCAUCGAUUGAAUACUGUGAGGAAUUGUGAUCAGAUUUUAGUUUUAGACAAAGGUUCAGUAAUCAAUUUUGAUAAACCGAUGAAUGUUUUAAAACAAUAUCAAUAA
Adineta ricciae is the source of this 3705-nucleotide messenger RNA. NCBI's taxonomy places the organism in Eukaryota, Metazoa, Rotifera, Eurotatoria, Adinetida, Adinetidae. The record is from the annotation of a GenBank genome assembly.